GCGGCCUCUUACUCUCUGUCCUUCUCACCUUUUUGCAUGUGUAGUUACAGUGCAAUCCUCCACAAAACACUGAGUUCAAGUGUUUACAGGCUGUGGAGGACAGCAGCUGCAGGGAAAGACGUCGACAACAGAAACCUGUAACAGACAAAGAAGGUCAGCUGUGCCCUUCAUUGACUCACAAUGAAACCGGCAUUAGUCCUUCUUCUUUGCACAGUCUGGACUUUCUCUGGAGCUCAGUACUACUACCAGGGGCUGAUGGAUUAUCUGGAGAACAGAUUGCUGGCGAUUGAGGAUCGCAUGCACUUGUGGCAUGAACAAACCCAUCGUUAUCACACAGAGCUGCAGGAUUUCAAAAAACUAUCUGCUGAAGCUGUGGAUGCACUGGGAAAGGAGCACGCCAUGCUGUUCAAGGACCUGGAAGGAGCUGUGGUCAAAGUGGAUCGCGUGGAGCGGGAAAUGGACUACGUGGAGACCCAAACCUCCCCUCGAGCCUGUGUAAAUAAAGCAGACAAGGUGGUGGAGCAGGGAGAAUGGAGCCUGAAGGAGAGCAGAGGAGAGGAAGAGGAGGAAGAAGACUGGGAGGAGUUGUACUCCAGAGUCUCUGACUGUGUGGAAAUCAUUGCUGGCAUCCGAUCAGUGAAGAUCCUGAAGAGAGUAGGAAGUCCAAAAGGCAUGUGGACAAGAGAUCCCAGAUCAUCCAAAGUGUAUGUCUUUAAUGGGACGUCAGGAGACACUGUCUUCCAGUUCAACUCUGUGCGUGACUUUUCCAACUCCUCUGGAGUUACAGGCAGCAGACAGAUUAAACUUCCUGAUGACUGGAGGGGUCCUGGAAGUGCUGUUUAUAACGACCACUUGUACUACAUAAAACAUGAGGCUGACGCAGAAGUACAGGUAGUUAAAUAUGACCUCAUGAGUGGGUCGGUGACAGACAUUGCCAUGUUUCCAUUGGAUAAUCUUGCUACUGUCUACAGCCUUAACCCAGAGAUUAUUGCAGACCUUGCAGCAGAUGACGAAGGCCUCUGGCUCUUGUAUGCCUCCAGUGACAAUGAACCCAACAUCAACCUUGCAAAGAUGGACCCUGCCACUCUUGAUAUAGAACAAAUCUGGGACACCCGGUGCCCACGGGAAAAUGCAGAGGCGGCUUUUGUUGUCUGUGGGACUAUCUAUGUUGUUUACAACACCCGCCUGGCCAGCCGCUCUCGGGUUCAAUGUGUAUUUGAUGUCAAUGACAUGGUAAUAAGCCAGGAGGCUCCCCUGAUCUACUUCCCCAGGAGGUAUGGAGCCCACGCUAGCCUGAAAUACAACCCAGAGGAGAGACAGUUAUAUGGCUGGGAUGAUGGCUACCAAAUCAUUUACAGACUAACCAUGAAGAGGAAACUGCUGGUUUGAAAGCAGCUGAGUACCCAAUUUCAAAGGUGACGAUAAAGAAUACAGAACAUUUUUAAGUACCCUUGUAGGCUGCUCAUUUCACAGGUAGUAGCAUCUUUAUUCAUGUUGGAUUGAAAAGGAUAGUUUGGCAAGGAAUCAAGAAUGCAAAUUGUGUGCAUUUCCAUAAAAUGAUGUGGAGUUUAUAAUCUGAACUUAAUUGUGUUGCUAAGAGUUGGAGACAAAAACUGUGUCAUAUAUGGCUCUAAUGACCAGAGUAGAAGAAGUAGAGUAUUCUGUUUUCAGUUUAAAAUGACUGUGAUGUCUUUUUUCAUGCAUAAUUUAACCCCUGUCAUCACUAAUGUGCAAUAUUUUACAAAACAGAUCGUUUUCUCUACAUCUGGGUUCCCAUCCACAUAAAAAAUGACGUUUUAAGUCACAAAAUGGGAGAUUUUUAUAAUUGCUCUCCAAAGAGAAAAAAAAUACCCCCUCUGCCUUGUGUGUAUGUAUGUGGAUUGGGAAAACAGAGAGAACUGAAACAUCAAAUAAAAAGUCUAUAAGUCACUUGCAGUAGAUCACGGUAAUGAUGGAUACCUUUGUGAGAGACCAGACCAGCAUUAGUUUCCUCAUCAAUUCACAGGAAUAUAGGGAAGAUGCCACAAAUACCUGAUCAGUCACAUAAGCCAAGUGUUUCAGACUUUAACUGAAAAAGUCGUUUCCAUUUCCUUUAUGGAUUUACUCCUUUGUGGAAAAAAAGGUAAAAAAAAAAAAAAAAAAAAUCAACCCGAGGAAGUGAAAAACCUGUUCUGAGAAAGUCUGGAAGUUCUUGUAAAACCUCUUCCAAAGUAAAAUUUUAAAAUGUCCAUUAAAUACAAAUGAAUGAAGAUAGAACCAAGAAGAUUUAAUUCAGCAAAACCAAAGAACUGAAAGUUAAUAUCUUAUUCCUCUGCAACAGAAUCCUGCAGAAACUUUUCCAUCACUUUGAACUGAAAUUUAAUCUAAACAGCGUUACAGUUUUGUUUUUUUUCUAAUCAGACAAUUUAUAUGCAUAAGAAGCAAAAAGCGAAUUGUUUAUUUAUGGCAAUGUGAGUAUAGAAGCACCAUUUCCCAGUUUUGCCUCUUUACUGUUUGUCAUGAAUAUGGACUGGAAAUGAAGAGAAAACUAACUUAUGUUUCUCACUAAGUGGGAUUUGAUGCAGCUUAUCAUAUUCCUGGAAACGUAAUUCUAAUUAUGCAUGUCAACACCAUGCAAAUUGACAUGCUAGUAGAAAAUGUGAAAAAAAAGUUGUGGAGCUGUUACCAGGCAACCAAUAAAGAUAUUCAGUGUUCCCCUUAUGUUAAUGUUUGUGUACUAAUUGAAUUAAGAUACCACAUUAAGUUUCAUAGUGCUGGUUUUUAUAUUGUUGAACUAAUUCUAAUUCUGGGUUUGUUUGUUUGUUUUUUGCAGUUUUUACACUAAGGUGGGCAAAGACAAGCCAAUUAUUUAUAUCUUGGGCUGAUGUGGGGCAUCGAUCUCAUUAUGUAACUCACAGCAAGAAAGCGAACAUGGUUAUUCCACCAAUUUCAACUAUGUCUUGAUGCAGUGCACAUAAAUUUACCGGCAAACUAUUUAUUUACAGAUCUCUUCGGUGUGGAAUAGGCGACAAAGGGGGAAAAAAAAAAAAAAACACGAAAAUGCCAUUGAGUUUAUUAGAGGCUGUCGAGUUGUACUGUUACUGUUAGGCCUGUGUGUUGUGUUUAUGUGCGUCCUGUCCUCAUUUAAUUUGACCAUUUGAUUCAGACAAAAUCUCUUUUCUUCUGUGUUUUCUCCCCCUUGUUAAGCCACUUUCUGUGCUGUCAUUAUGAGGCGUGUUGCUACAAAACCAACAGUGCAGAGACAGUUUUGCAUAAGUCUUUUAAUCAAAAAUAAACAAAUAGAUAAAUAAAUGAAUGGAAAUAAAAAUCAUAUCACAAAACACAUCAAGUUCCCACGGGGGGAAGAAAAACAACAAAAUCUUAUCUGCUAUGGAUUUUCAGACGUACUCAGACAAAGAAAAGACAAUCUGUGUUGCAAAUAUUGUGUGCUACUUCAACUUACUUUAGUACACACUGUAGUCAUAUUACAAGUCUUCAUAAAUAUCCAAGAUUUUAAAUGGAAAUCAUAUCGUACUCUGUCUGAACUUACAUUUUCUCAUAUGUAUCUAUUAUUACAAUACAAAAUGUUCCAUAGAAAAUUGUAAAUUCAGUGCUAUCAUGACAUUUAGGUGGGGGGGGGGGGGGGGGGGGACAAGAUCAGAUCAUGAAACGUUACAAUAUUAGGCAAAGCUAGAAGGGCUCGAACAGUCCAUAAACCAAGGCAAUUGAUUGAACAGAUUUUUAUUUACUAUGAAAACACACCACACUGUCAGAGAAAUAGAAGACCAUAAUAAAGCACAUGGUUUAAAAAAGGAUGAACAAAAGCUACGUCAUUAUUCAACCACUUCUUUUUCAAUUUUACACUUAAAUAAGAUAUUACGAAUAUAUGAUUAAUGCCAUUAGUCUAGAGAGGAAUUUCACCAUUAUAACGACAGCGUCAAUGAGAGUUAUAUUCAAACCAUCACGUUUGUGGAGAGAUCGUAAUGCUAUGGUGGAUUACGUCAAGCACGAACAAUAAUGCACUGAUUCAUUCUCAGUAUAACAAGUGCCAAUUAGAGAAAUGCCACUGCUGUGUAGAUGUUGACCUGUUCACUCGUCAUACUGCCCCCGUGCUGUCGUCUCAGAUGCAUCAGUGUAAACUUACCCGAGACCCUAAAAUGGCUAAACCAGAUCCUACUGGGUCUGCUGAAUGCAUCUGCUCAUGUUUUGAUGCCUUGCCCCCAGUUUACAAUGACAUAUUCACAUACUCUAUGAUAUAUUGUGUCUUUUUUUUUUCUUUCUGCAUCUGAGGAGACUUGCCUCUGUAUUAUUUGUCCAGAGAUUCUUCAGUGUCCUCUGCUUCUGAAUGAGGCACCAACAGUCUAGACAUGUCCAGGCCAGUGCCAAAAGCCUUGCAACAUAUCAGAUUAAAGUUGGCUGCUGGUCAGAUAAUAAUAAAAAAUAAAUAAAUAAAUAAAAAAUCGGAUGCUAUUUAAUAAAUGGUGCUCAUAUCGAAAAGACUGUACACACUCCCGAAUAUAAUCUAUCACUGUUUCCUACUUGAUAUCGCUUUAACUGUGUGGCUUAACAUUUCCUGGCCUGAAUGAACUGAUUGUAUCUGUGCUUUCCAAUUACAGCAAAGUUACUACUUUUGCAGAGUAAUCCUGAAGCUGCAAGAAAAGUAAAUAUAUAGAACCUACGCUAUGUAGUAUUUUUUUUUUUUCUCUUAUAAAUACUGAUGCAGUAUUUAUAACUUGCAUCUGGACAUUUAAGGAAUCAAUUACAGGACAGAACCUUACAGAUUUUUUUUUUUUCUGCAUUAUUUAUCUUUAAUGUGACUGUGUUAGCAAAUAACAUGAACUCACUAAA
Molecule: messenger RNA, 4827 nt
Organism: Sphaeramia orbicularis (orbiculate cardinalfish)
Lineage: Eukaryota; Metazoa; Chordata; Actinopteri; Kurtiformes; Apogonidae
Gene: olfml3a
Product: olfactomedin-like 3a
Exons: 3
Coding region: 181-1389 (402 amino acids)
Biological process (GO): signal transduction
Source: RefSeq, a predicted model, not a curated record